AUGCUCGACCACAGGACUCCACGGCGUCCUACGAAUCAGCGCUCUAGAAGCGUGGGCAGACUAGGACCAACAACACGCCUUGUAGCAACAGACAUCGUCUUCGCUCCUCCAGCACAGACCCCAGAUGACGAUUCCGAAAACAUUGGAUCGAGAACUUCUAGUGUCUUCCUGUGUUCCUACAGCACAACACCUAACCCGGCAUCCCCUGGUGGCGUUUCACCUGUUGAAGCUUUGAUGGAACGAAAGCUGUGUAAAACGUUUCAUGCACUCUUUCCUACCGGUGGGCAGCCCGCGCAGACAUCUCCAGUCUCUAACAGCCAACUUUCCGUCGGAACACCUGUCUUCUUUCCUGAUUAUCGAGCUGGGUUCCCAGACUGGAUUGAGGCAACCGUAGUAGCGCACAGAGGCAGCAUGUUGUUCGAUGUCGACGUUGGUGAUGACGUCUGGGUUCGCCACCACAACCAGAUCCGAUGGCGACAUCGCAGUACCAAAACUGGGCUCGAGUCGGUGCCGUCACUCCCUCUUGACAUCCUACUGGAUACGUUCGACAUUCCGACAGAUCGAUCGGAUCCCAAAACCACUGCUGCGCCUCCUUCGGAUGUACCGCCAUCGGUAUCAGUCACUGCCCCCGUGUCUCCAGACAAUAAGCCACGACUAAUACGCCGGACCAACCGCGUGGGCCAAUCAGCACGGCUGAUGCAGGUCAAUCCACGCCAAAAGCGGUAG
Messenger RNA from Spirometra erinaceieuropaei, 726 nucleotides. Lineage: Eukaryota; Metazoa; Platyhelminthes; Cestoda; Diphyllobothriidea; Diphyllobothriidae. The record is from the annotation of a GenBank genome assembly.